Diceros bicornis minor is the source of this 1797-nucleotide messenger RNA. It is a transcript of the gene MIIP, whose product is annotated as migration and invasion inhibitory protein. The coding region runs from base 371 to 1585 and encodes 404 amino acids. The record is from RefSeq and is a predicted model, not a curated record. NCBI's taxonomy places the organism in Eukaryota, Metazoa, Chordata, Mammalia, Perissodactyla, Rhinocerotidae. Gene Ontology annotation, biological process: negative regulation of cell migration; negative regulation of G2/M transition of mitotic cell cycle. The transcript has 9 exons.
GGGGAUGGCAGGAAGGGCUCGGCGGGAGGCCCCGCGUGCACCCCCGCGGAGGGUUCGGGGCCCGCGGUGGGAAAGGAGGGGGAGGCCGAGUCUCCCCUUCCCGGGGUCCGGCCCUGCGUCCUCCGGCGCUGCCUCUGUGCUCUUGCUGCCCCCUCUUUUGAACGUCGCCUGCCCGUUGCAUUUGCGCAGCUUUUAGCUUUCUAAGCGGGAGCUGGAGGAGGGAGUGCAGGCUGUUCUCUUUAACCCCGUCCGAAAACGGAGACCCUCGGACUCUUCAGUUAGCAGAGCUGGGCCUGGAACCACCCCAGAGGGCGCUCUGCGGCCCAGGAGUCAGCAACACCACGGUGGGAAGCCAGAGGCUACGCCCGGGAUGGUGGAGACCAGGGACCUGGUGCAGCUGCGUCAGCUCAGCCUGGAGCUCCUGGGGCAGCUGUGGGCUGGGCAGGAGGCCGUGCGGCGGUCGGUGGCCAAGGCGGCCUCAGCGUCAAACCUGGACUCCAGCAGCAGCUAUGAGUCAGAGACGCCAUCGUCCCAAGAGAUGUCCUCAGCGGCCCCGAGAACCUCCUGUCCAGAGGAUGCCCACCAAGGUGACCCCUGUGAUAGAUCCGGGCCUGGAGGGGCCAGCUCUGGGGUGAUCUCUCUCCCACCUGCCAAGUGCCACCACCAGGAGGCCCUGGGCCCACUGAGGCCCCACUCGGCGCCCUUGCUGUCUACUUCAGACUCGAAUGACCCGGAGCUUUCAGUAGAGCUGGACGGUCUGCCUCAGGAGGUGCAGGCCCUGAGGUCCGUCCCGGAUCAACAAAGCAAGCUGCCCAAGCCGAGAGUGACCUUCAAGAAGGAGUCUCCAGUGCCUGAGGGGGUCUGGCGCUUCCGACCGUACCUGGGCUACGACUGGAUUGCAGGGUCUCUGGACAGCAGCUCUCCCGUCACCAGCAAGCCCGAGGCCUUCUUCUCGAAGCUGCAGAAGUUCCGGGAAGCCAACAAGGAGGAGUGUAUUUGCAGUGAGCCCGACCCCCAGGUCCUGAGCCUGCAUGAGAACGGUGGUGUCGAGGGAGACCACGAAUGCGUCUACUGUUACCGUGUCAGUCGGCGCCUGUUCCUGGUGCCUUCGGAUCCCGGCAGCCCCUGCCGCCUGUGCAGGGUGCCCCGGGGCCAGCGGGGCCCUGAGACCCUGGCAGAGCCAGCGCAGGUCAGGGUGAGCGUCCCACUGUCCAUCCUGGACCCCCCACACCAGUACCGCAUCCACCGGCGGAAGAGCUUCGACGCCUCCGACACGCUGGCCCUGCCCCGGCACUGCCUGCUGGGCUGGGACAUUCUCCCGCCGAAGGCUGAGAAAAGCUCAGCCCCUGAGAGCCUGGGUCUCUGGUCCUGUGUCUCCUCCAAGGCCCAGCACCGGAAGCUGUCAGCUGCCAGCCCUUCCUGCCUGGUGUGGUCCAGGCUGCCCCGGAGCAGGCCUGGGGACUGCAGAGUCCCCGGGAGCGGGAUGGGGGUGGGGAGUGCAGGGCCUCAAAGCAUCUCUUCACAGGGGCCCGUCCCCCCAGCCCUGACCCAAGGCACUCUUCCAGGGUCCACCACUCCCUGCUAGCUACCUCACCCCACCCAGGAGGGUGACCGUAACUCUAAGGUCCAGAAGGGGAUGAGGCUGGAACUGGGGGCGACAUGCUCCCAAAGUGGUCCCCUCUGACACCUCCUCAUUCACCAUCCAGGCCCUGCCAACACGAGUCCCGCCCCCCACCCCGAUCUGGUCAGAAUCCCAGGUCCCCCGGCCCUGCACCCCCGAGCUAAAGCCCUGAGGAC